Molecule: messenger RNA, 4827 nt
Organism: Ipomoea nil (Japanese morning glory)
Lineage: Eukaryota; Viridiplantae; Streptophyta; Magnoliopsida; Solanales; Convolvulaceae
Product: DNA-directed RNA polymerase III subunit 1-like
Exons: 29
Coding region: 196-4428 (1410 amino acids)
Biological process (GO): DNA-templated transcription
Molecular function (GO): DNA binding; DNA-directed RNA polymerase activity
Source: RefSeq, a predicted model, not a curated record
CGUUUUGUUUUGCCCUUGCUACAUAAGGCGUAAGUAUUAGUGGAGCGGCAAGGAAGCUAGCAGUCUGAGGAGAAGAAAUUCGACUAUGCAAUUAGUGUAUCUGGCUGAACCCUAAGGACAAUAUACAGGUGAUCAACUUUUCAGAGUAGAGGUACCUCCCCACAAACGAGUUGGUUGAGGUUAGCAGUGGUCAAGAUGAUGAUGAGGAAAAGAGAAGAAAUGCAGUUCACCAAGCAGCCUUAUAUUGAAGAUGUGGGCCCUCGGAAAAUAAAAAGUAUUCAGUUUUCAACUUUUUCUAGUUCUGAAGUAAUGAAAUCAGCUGAAGUGGAAGUCUAUCGUGGAGUUUACUAUGAUGCUUCCAAGAAUCCUAUUCCCAAUGGCCUAUUAGACCCUCGCAUGGGCCCUCCAAACAAGACCAAAUCUUGUGCCACAUGCAAUGGAGAUUUCAAAGAAUGUCCUGGUCACUAUGGAUACUUGAAUCUUGCUUUACCAGUUUUUAAUGUUGGAUAUCUACCCAUCAUUAUCGACAUCUUGAAAUGCAUUUGCAAGGGUUGUUCCCGCAUUCUUCUUGGUGAAAAAGAACGUCUAGACUUCCUAAGAAAGAUGAGAAAUACAAAGUUGGAGCAUUUGAAAAAGAAUGAGUUGUUCAAAAGAGUUGUGAAAAGGUGCACUGCCAUGACAAGUGGUCGCAAGGCAGUGAUUUGUUCCAGAUGUGGAUGCGUAAAUGGAAUGGUGAAAAAGGGUCCUUUGAAGAUCAUCCAUGAAUAUGGAAGUCAGUUUUUAGAUGAGUGCCAUAAUGCUGUUUCUAACAAAGUCAAGGGAUCUAUUACUGUGCCUCCAGAACUUGACUCGAAGACAGUUCACGCCCUCUUCAAGAAAAUGAUAGAUGAGGACUGUGAGUUGCUUUAUCUUAGUGACAAACCAGAAAAACUCCUUGUCACAAGUAUCCCUGUGCCACCAAUAGCAAUACGCCCUUCUGUCUUUGUGGAUGGUGGAAUGCAGAGGUAUGUCUGGCUCAAGUGUAAUUGUGUGCAUUAUUCAGGAUUUGGCCUUUGUUGCAGUAAUGAGAAUGACAUCACAGAGAGGCUGAAGCGCAUUAUCCAAGCAAAUUCAAGUCUUCGACAAGAAAUUUCCGAUACAACUCUUCCAGCUAGAAGUCUGGCUAGCUGGGUUGAUCUCCAAAUGGAAGUUGCACAGUACAUAAAUAGUGAUGUACGUGGAUUGCCACCACAAAUGCAAGCUUCCAGGCCACUGAGUGGCUUUGUUCAGCGCCUCAAAGGAAAGCAAGGUCGUUUCCGUGGAAAUCUGUCAGGCAAGCGUGUUGAAUAUACUGGACGCACUGUUAUUUCACCUGAUCCAAAUCUUAAAAUCACUGAGGUAGCAAUUCCUAUCUUAAUGGCUCGAAUUUUAACAUUUCCUGAGCGUGUUUCACGACACAACAUAGAGAAGUUGAGGCAAUGUGUUCGCAAUGGGCCCAACAAAUACCCUGGUGCGAAGUAUAUCAAGCAUCCUGAUGGUACCGAGAUUUCGUUAAUGUACUCUAGUAGAAAGCGUCAUGCUGAUGAAUUGAAAUAUGGCUACAUAGUUGAUCGUCAUUUGGAAGAUGGAGAUGCUGUUCUAUUUAAUAGACAACCAAGUUUACAUCGAAUGUCUAUCAUGUGCCAUCGGGCAAGGAUUAUGCCAUGGCGCACAUUGAGAUUUAAUGAAUCUGUUUGCAAUCCCUACAAUGCUGAUUUUGAUGGUGAUGAGAUGAAUAUGCAUGUACCACAAACAGUAGAGGCUCGCACAGAGGCUCUUUUGUUGAUGGGGGUCCAAAACAAUUUAUGCACCCCAAAGAAUGGAGAAAUCUUGGUUGCUUCUACACAGGAUUUUCUAACAUCUUCAUUUCUCAUUACAAGGAAGGACACAUUUUAUGAUCGUGCUUCGUUUUCACUUAUGUGUUCAUACAUGGGCGAUGCGAUGGAUCACAUUGAUUUGCCAACUCCAGCUUUAAUUAAGCCAGUUGAGCUUUGGACUGGAAAACAGUUAUUUGGUGUGCUUCUACGUCCAUAUAGUAAAAUGAGAGUCUACUUAACCCUUACUCUUAAGGAGAAGUGUUACCCGAAAAAAGGAGAUCUAGAAACAAUGUGCCCAAGUGAUGGGUUUGUUUACUUCCGCAACAGUGAGCUGAUAAGUGGGCAACUUGGAAAGGCCACACUAGGAAAUGGAAACAAGGAUGGACUUUAUUCUGUGCUGCUAAGGGACUAUAACACACAUGGUGCUGCAAUAUGUAUGAAUCGGCUUGCAAAGUUGAGUGCUCGUUGGAUAGGGAAUCAUGGAUUUUCAAUUGGCAUAGAUGAUGUGCAACCAAGAAAGGAGUUAGUUGAAAAGAAGACAAUGGAAAUAGAGAAGGGGUAUGGGACAUGUGAAACGUAUAUAGCUUCAUUUAACAAGGGGGAACUUGAGCUACAACCUGGAUGUGAUGCUGCACAGACACUUGAAGCCAAUAUAACAAAGGAACUGAAUGGUAUCCGAGUGAAAACUGGGCGAGUGUGCACUGAUACACUACAUUGGAGGAAUAGCCCCUUAAUUAUGUAUCAAUGUGGUUCAAAAGGCUCAGAUCUCAAUAUUAGUCAGAUGGUUGCAUGUGUCGGCCAGCAAUCUGUUGGGGGUUGUCGUGCUCCAAAUGGAUUCAUGGAUCGGAGUCUUCCUCAUUUUCCUAUAAAAUCAAAAUUUCCAGCGGCUAAAGGAUUCGUCGCCAGUUCAUUUUAUGAUGGUUUAAGUGCUACUGAGUUUUUUUUCCACACUAUGGGUGGAAGAGAAGGCCUUGUAGACACAGCGGUUAAAACUGCUGACACAGGGUAUAUGUCUCGGAGGCUUAUGAAGGCUCUGGAGGAUCUUUCAAUUUUGUACGACAGAACCGUGCGAAAUGCAAGUUCAUGCAUAGUACAAUUUGAGUAUGGUGAUGAUGGUAUGGACCCUGCACAGAUGGAAGAGAAAAAAGGGCAUCCUCUGAACUUUAAUAGAUUAUUUAUGAAAGUUAAGGCAACAUGUCCUCCCGGAGAGGAAAAGAGUCUGUCAUCAUCAGAAAUCCAACAGGUGAUGCAUAAAAGGCUUUCAGAACAUGAUAUGACUCCAGAUGGGGGGUGCUCAAAUGCCUUCUGCAAAUCAUUAGAAGAAUUCAUUGAAAACAACUGUGUAGCAAGCUUAGAGAAAACACGGAAAGAUCUGAAACUUGAUGGGGAACAUAAUGCAGGGGAGGAUCUUGAUGCUCUUGAAAGUAUCACUUUAAAUAUAUCAGGUGUAACAAGAAAGCAACUACAGGUUUUCCUAGAGACCUGCAUCUCUCGUUAUCAUGCAAAGAAAUUGGAAGACGGAACUUCAAUCGGUGCAAUAGGAGCUCAGAGUAUUGGAGAACCAGGGACGCAGAUGACAUUAAAAACUUUCCACUUUGCUGGUGUUGCAAGCAUGAAUGUUACACUUGGUGUUCCUCGCAUAAAAGAAAUUAUAAAUGGAGCCAAAAAGAUCAGCACACCUAUUAUUAAAGCAAAACUUUCAUGUGAUGAUAAUGUAGCUUUUGGUAGAAUGGUAAAGGGUCGUAUCGAAAAAACUCUUCUUGGUCAGGUUGCCAAGAGUAUUAAGAUAGUGAUGGCUGCGAGAGUAGCAUCCAUAGUUAUAGUGCUUGAUAAGGAAGCAAUUCAAACUUCAUUUCUUUCCAUAGAUGCUUAUAUUGUUAAGGAAUCAAUUUUGCAGACUAAAAAAAUGAAGUUGAAGGAACAGCACAUCAAGGUUUUAGAUCCUAGAAAGCUGGAAGUUAUCCCUCAUGUUGAUCGAAGUAAACUUCAUUUUGAACUCCACCGUCUCAAAAAUAAGCUUCCUGGGGUUGUUGUGAAGGGUAUCGACACUGUUGAACGUGCUGUGAUCAACAAAAAAGAAAAGGGAAAGAAUGCGGGGAAGUACAACUUGCUUGUGGAAGGGACUGGUCUUCUAGCUGUUAUGGGCACAGCUGGAGUUUAUGGAUAUAACACAAAAAGCAAUCACAUCAUGGAAGUGAAUCAAGUACUUGGAAUUGAAGCCGCAAGAAAUCGUAUAAUUAAAGAGAUUAGGUAUACCAUGUCAAGCCAUGGAAUGACUAUAGAUUUACGUCACAUGAUGCUUCUAGCAGAUCUAAUGACUUCUAAGGGUGAAGUAUUAGGAAUUACUAGAUUUGGUAUUCAGAAGAUGAAAGACAGUGUAUUGACAUUAGCCUCCUUUGAGAAGACUGCUGAUCACCUUUUCAAUGCUUCUGUAAGUGGGCGGGACGACAAAAUUGAAGGAGUCGGUGAAUGCAUCAUUAUGGGCAUACCAAUGCAGAUGGGCACGGGGAUGUUUAAAGUUAUGCAAAGCAACACUUCUCAUCCAGUUGAGCUGAAUUAUGGAAAAGAAUCAAUUAUCCCCAGAGACGACUAGGAACCAAUUUUCACCAUGAUUUAACUCUUCAAAAGGUCGUCUUCAAAAUGACAAAGGAAGGGUUUAUGUUUGCGUAAAGAAAUCAACAGAGAAAGAGAAUGGAUGUGAGGCAGUAAAGUGCUCGCUCAUCAGGAUGGUACAGCAACGAAAAAUAUGGCCGAACACUGCUCUCUUCUGCUCGCUAUGCUCUCUUCUGCUCGCUAUGUGGAUAACAUUCAAAAAGGGAUACGCGAAGGUUGGCUCCCAAUUUUGCAUCCAAAAUGUUGCUCAGUUUUAGUGCAUAGCCUAACCGUUUUAACUUGCACAUAACCAUUUUGCAGAGUAGUUUGGUACAGUUGAAAAAAUAGUGGAGUAAGUGCACUUAUAUUUUUUGUUCAAGGGGUAAAGGAGGAAUUUUUU